Parathielavia appendiculata is the source of this 1341-nucleotide messenger RNA. RefSeq lists its product as uncharacterized. The coding region runs from base 1 to 1341 and encodes 446 amino acids. NCBI's taxonomy places the organism in Eukaryota, Fungi, Ascomycota, Sordariomycetes, Sordariales, Chaetomiaceae. The record is from RefSeq and is a predicted model, not a curated record. The transcript has 3 exons.
AUGGACGCCUUCUCGCUGUUAGCUCCGCCAUCAUCCCCGGCGCCGACCGGGCUCCAGAUCUUUGCUCUCUCUGUCAACUUCCUCUUCCCUGCCCUGGCUCUGCUCGUUGUGUCUGUCCGCGUUGCGGGCAGAGUCGCGGCGAGUCAGCUCGGUGUGGACGACUGGCUCAUUUGCAUAGCCAUGCUCAUGUCCGUCGCAGAAACCGUCUUCAGCUUCUUCUUCAUCAAGACAAACCAUAUCGGCAUACCUCCCGACCAGGUGCCGCCACACGAUCCUACCCAAGGGCUAAUAUGGUCAUAUGUCGUCCAAAUCCUGUACAACCCCAUCCUUGCACUGGUCAAGACAUCGGUCUUGAUAUUCUUGACCCGCCUGUUCGGUCAGAAAGACUGGGUGCGGAGGUUCCUGUUCUGGCUUAAUGUCGCCAAUAUUUCGCAGAUGAUAGCCGUCUUCUUCGCUGUCGUCCUGCAAUGCACACCUGUCCAGUCCAAUUGGGACCCUACCAUUUCGAGCGCACAUUGCAUUGACCGCCGCGUCCUGUUCAUUUCAACCGCCGCCAUCAACAUUGCGACCGACCUGCUCAUCCUCGGGCUGCCGCUAUGGAUAUUUUCAUCUCUCCAGAUCCCGAAGCGCGCCAAGAUCGCCUUGUUGGUCGUCUUCCUCCUGGGAUUCCUGGUAACCAUCACAUCCAUCGUCCGCCUCGUUCUCCUCGUCCAAGGCCUCUUCAACAUUUCCAUCUUCCCCAACUCCUCGAAGAACGUCGGCUUCGUCGUCUGCGCGAUCGAAACCAACCUGGCCCUGAUCACCGCCACUGCGCCGGCCCUCCGCCCCAUCUUCCGCUCCCGCGACCGCGGCGGCUGGUUCGCGCGAAGCGUCAUGGCCACAACCCGCGGCGUCCCCAAUAUCAGAAGCGACCCAGACGUCGAAAUGGGCCAGAAGUCAGUCGGCUGGGACAAAGAAACCUCGCCCAUCAUCGGCGGUAGCGGCCGCGGCCCCGGUAGAAGCAUAUCCUGCCGCGGCGGCACCACCACCAGCAGUCGAGGAGCUAAGAAUGGAGGAAGAAGCAGCGGCACGCGGCGCCGGGGCCGCAGCCCGUUGCGCGGCAUGCGCGGCAGCGGCCGCGUCAAGCCGACCAUCACCCGUAUCAAGACGGACUGGCUCCGCGACUCGGCGGUGGCCGAGCUGCGCAGCUCGCCGCGCUUGAGCGAGGAGCAGGCCAUGACCAGCAACGGCAUGGUCCGCGUGAGCGACAUCCAGCGGGAGAUUGAUGGCAUCGGCAUGGACAUUGCCGUUGCCGGGGCCGGGACGUACACCGGUGGCAAUGUUGGGAUUGUUGGCGACUAG